Rhineura floridana is the source of this 2832-nucleotide messenger RNA. RefSeq names its product zinc finger protein 775 (gene ZNF775). The record is from RefSeq and is a predicted model, not a curated record. The transcript is spliced from 4 exons. The coding region runs from base 167 to 1942 and encodes 591 amino acids. Lineage: Eukaryota; Metazoa; Chordata; Lepidosauria; Squamata; Rhineuridae.
CAUUCUCUUUGCCCCCAGUGCCACCGGAGGGGCCAGCUGGUUGCAGAAGGCGGGGCUUUUUUGCAGAGUGAAAGUCACCAGGACAGCAGGAGUGGGAGAUGUUGCAAUGGUGGAGUUUCCCCCUUCUGUGGAACUCUUCUUAAGAGGCUUUCCAGAGUAGUGGAAGAUGGAGCAAAGGGAAGGGAUUGAUGGCCUCCCGGGUAAGAGAAAUUCUGAAGAAAACACAGCCUCCCAGAACCUCAGCUCAGAUGUCCUGCCCACGACCAAACAUAUUGAGGAGGGAAAUUUUCCUGUAGAAGACACAAAGAAGCCAAAUCGAGGCACAGAGAAGCACCCAAAAAGAGGUGGCAUUUUCCAGCGGGUUGCCAAACGAAGGAAUUUUCCUGGACGACAUAGAAUAGCUGUGAGGAACUGGCACAUGCCAGGCGGAGCUCCCCUGGAGGAAGAUGCCGUCUCUGGUGAAAGGGGGUUCUGUGAUAACGGUGCGGAAAGGGAGGACUUGGUGGGUGGUGAGUUGCGUGACAGCAUCGUGGCCUUCAGAAUCGGGGAGGAUGACGCGAAGAGCGACGUGAGCCAGCCUGUAUGCGCCGCGGAAGGAGACUUCACGUGCAAAGAGUGUGGGAAGAGUUUUGCCUGGAGGUCGUCGCUGAACAUCCACAGGAGGAUCCACACUGGGGAGAAACCCUUCAAGUGCAAAACGUGUGGGAGAAGCUUCAGCCAGAAGCCGAACUUGCUGUGCCACCAGCGCAACCACACGGGGGAGAGGCCCUUCAAGUGCUCCCGGUGCGAGCGGAGCUUCCGGCAAAAGCAACACCUCGCCAAGCACCAGCGGAGCCACGGCCACGCCAGGCCCAAGCCCCAUGCCUGCCCCGAAUGCCAGCGGAGCUUCAGCAACAAGGCAGUCUUGCGGCUCCACCGACGGCUCCACGCCCACCACCGGCAGCUCGUCUUCAAGGAGCUCAAGAAGGCCUACAAAGAGACGGUGGCGCGCCAGCGGGAGGAGGCCCGGGCCGGCCUGAGCUGGGUGGGGAGGCCCAAGGGGCGCAGGCGGGGGGUGAAGAAGUUCAUCUGCAGCGAGUGUGGGAAGGGCUUCACCUGGUGGUCCUCCCUGAGCAUCCACCAGCGCAUCCACACUGGGGAGAAGCCAUUCCCAUGCGCCGAGUGCGGGAAAAGCUUCACCCAGAAGCCCAACCUCUUGCGCCACCUCCGCUACCACAGUGGCGAGAGGCCGCACUCCUGUGCCGAGUGUGGGAAAGGCUUCACCCAGAAGCAGCACCUGGUGAAGCACCAACGGACACACGUGGCUGAGAAGGGGUUCCAGUGCCACGCCUGCGGGCAGACCUUCCCCACCAAGGGGGCGCUCACGGUGCAUCAGAGGUCUGGCCACGUGGGGGUGGAGUUCCUGGCUGAGGAGAAGGGAACUCUUCCCUUUGGCCAGCCGGAGUGCCUGGAGGCAGUGGUGGACUCUCUGAUCGCCGGCAGGCAAGACUUUUUCCCACUUCCUGAUCUCUUGAGCCAACAGAGCGACAUCGACGGGCAGCCGGUCCUGAUUGUGGAGCCAGGGACUCGGCCACUGGCUCUGUCCCAAACAAAGAAGGGUGUCUUCUGGAAGCCAGAGGUCCCCAAGCCCCCUGCCCCAGGGCAGAAGCAGUACAUCUGCAACGAGUGCGGGAAAGGCUUUGUGUCCUGGUCCGCUCUCACCAUCCACCAGCGGAUUCACACCGGCGAGAGGCCCUACCAGUGCGGGGAGUGCGGGAAGAGCUUCAGCCAGAAGCCCAACCUGGUGAGGCACCAGCGCUACCACACGGGGGAGAAGCCUUAUCCUUGCACCGAGUGUGGCAAAUGCUUUGUCCAGAAGCACCACCUCACCAAGCAUCAGCGGGUGCACAAGAAAGGCGCCUCGCAAGGCCCGGCACCUGCUCUCAAACUGGAGGCGCUAUAGAAUCAUAGGAUAGUAGAGUUGGAAGGGGCCUAUAAGGCCAUCAAGUCCAACCCCCUGCGCAAUGCAGGAAUCCAAAUCAAAGCUGCUGGGACGGAAAUUGCCAAAACUUGCCUUUGGGGAGACUGUUUUGCAGGCUAGGAUGGAGUGUGUGUGUGUGUGUGUGCAUUCUGCCUCUUUCUUCCUUCUGGAAGCUGGACGUGGGAUUCUAUAGCGCCCACUGUGCCUCCUCCUUGCCUUCAUGGUGUGCAAGUGUGGGAUGCUCUUAUCAGGUCUGCUGCCCGGAAACUGUGGGCCUUCUGCUGCGUGGCAGCAAGCACACACCGUGGACAGACUCACUGUAGCCGUUUGAAAGCCUCCCUACCGCAAACUAGAUCAACUGCAUCCUUUGCAAAAAGACUUCUAAUACUCUAAGACAGCCUUCGCAUCCUCCAAAUGUUUUGGACUACAACUCCCAUCAGCUGUGCUGGCUGGAGUUGAUGGGAGUUGUAAUCCAAAACAUUUGGAGGGUCCCGGGCUGGGGAAGGCCGCAAGGCUGUUGUUCUUUUUACAAACAAGUAAAAUUGGCUCUUGCUUACCUUCCCCAUCGUCGCCUAGUGCCCUUGCCUACCCCAGUGAGAGCCCUCAAUAGACAAGCCUGCGUGUUUCUGAUAAAUCUUAGAAUGAGAUCUUAACUAUACUUUGUCCUGGGAUGUUGACCUGCUAUUCAUUUUUUAAAACUUGCACCCCUGGGAAAACAGACUUUCUUUCAAGGAAGAGUGGGCUCACGUAGGCUCCUUGAGUUCUACCUGCUGGUUCUGUGUGUGUGUGAAGCUGAAGUGCAUUUAGUAGGGUAGCAUCUGUCACGUGAGAGCUGGACUUUACUGGGGUGGGGCAGAGAUGGAAUUAAAACA